Lathyrus sativus (Indian pea) is the source of this 663-nucleotide messenger RNA. The record is from the annotation of a GenBank genome assembly. Lineage: Eukaryota; Viridiplantae; Streptophyta; Magnoliopsida; Fabales; Fabaceae.
AUGGACCCCACACCUUCGUUCCACCGCCGAUUUCCUUCCAACUCCGACCGAUUACUCGGUGCCUUCAAUUUCUCUCCUCCCUCCAGUGUCACCACCUCCGCCGGCGAUGAACUCAACGAAGCUGAACUGUUUUGGUCAUCUGACAGCUCUGAAUCUGAAAAUCAAAAUCAACGUCCCCCGCCUCAACCGACUGCGUUAACUCGUCACCGGAGUUUCGAUCUAUCUCAAGACUCCGGUAUCCUCGCUGUUCUUUCAGGUCCAGACAACCGUGAUUCACCGGUGUUUCGUGGUAAAUCUCCCGUUUCGUCAUCAAGAAUGAUUCCGUCCUUUCCGAGACCUAGACCUUCUUCUGGUUAUAACUCCGAGCAAUUAGUUCAGUCUAUGCCUGCUAGAAAGUUCCAACAAUCGGCUCCUGUAAAGGUUCCGGUUCUGCCACCGAGUCAAUUCUCAAGACGGCGGAACGUUGACGCACUGGCGGUGUUGGACGAUGACGACGACGAUGGCGAGGAGCUGUUGCCGCCGCAUGAACUUGUGGCGAGAGGCUCCGGAGUUUCGCCUAGAACUACUUUUUCCGUUUUGGAAGGAGUUGGGAGAACUCUCAAAGGGAGAGAUCUCCGUCAGGUGCGAAACGCGGUUUUGCGCCAAACCGGUUUUCUUGAUUAA